Messenger RNA from Prunus mume (Japanese apricot), 2454 nucleotides. RefSeq names its product putative protein TIC 214 N-terminal part. Gene Ontology annotation, cellular component: membrane. Lineage: Eukaryota; Viridiplantae; Streptophyta; Magnoliopsida; Rosales; Rosaceae. The record is from RefSeq and is a predicted model, not a curated record.
UAUUUCUAUAUAUAUGGAAAGUUAAAAAAUCAUCAUAUAAUAAUCCAGAAAUUGCAAUAGAAAAGAAAAAAGGGAGGUUUGUGAUGAUUUUAAAAUCUUUUAUACUAGGUAAUCUAGUAUCCUUAUGCAUGAAGAUAAUCAAUUCGGUCGUUGUGGUCGGACUCUAUUAUGGAUUUCUGACCACAUUCUCCAUAGGGCCCUCUUAUCUCUUCCUUCUCCGAGCUCGGGUUAUGGAAGAAGGAGAAGAAGGAACCGAGAAGAAAGUAUCAGCAACAACCGGUUUUAUUACGGGACAGCUCAUGAUGUUCAUAUCGAUCUAUUAUGUGCCUCUGCAUCUAGCAUUGGGUAGACCUCAUACAAUAACUGUCCUAGCUCUACCGUAUCUUUUGUUUCAUUUCUUCUGGAACAAUCACAAACACUUUUUUGAUUAUGGAUCUACUACCAGAAAUUCAAUGCGUAAUCUUAGCAUUCAAUGUUUAUUCCUGAAUAAUCUCAUUUUUCAAUUAUUCAACCAUUUCAUUUUACCAAGUUCAAUGUUAGUCAGAUUAGUCAACAUUUAUAUGUUUCGAUGCAACAACAAGAUGUUAUUUGUAACAAGUAGUUUUGUUGGUUGGUUAAUUGGUCACAUUUUAUUCAUGAAAUGGGUUGGAUUGGUAUUAGGCUGGAUACAGCAAAAUAAUUAUAUUAGAUCUAAUGUACUUAUUAGAUCUAAUAAGUACCUUGUGUCAGAAUUGAGAAAUUCUAUGGCUCGAAUCUUUUGUAUUUUCUUUUUUUUUACCAGUGUCUACUAUUUAGGCAGAAUACCGUCACCCAUUGUUACUAAGAAACUGAAAGAAACCUCAGAAACGGAAGAAACAGAUGUAGAAAUAGAAACAACUUCCGAAAUGAAGGGGACUAAACAGGAACAAGAGGGAUCCACCGAAGAAGAUCCUUCCCCUUCCCUUUUUUCGGAAGAAAAGGAGGAUCCGUACAAAAUCGAUGAAACGAAAGAGAUACGAGUGAAUGGAAAGGAAAAAACAAAGGAUCAAUUCCACUUUAAAGAGACACGCUAUAAAAAUAGACCCGUUUAUGAAACUUAUUAUCUGGAUGGGAAUCAAGAACAAGAAAAUUCAAAGUUAGAAAUAUUUAAAAAAAGUGAUCUCUUCUGGUUUGAAAAACCUAUUGUGACUAUUCUUUUCGAUUAUAAACGGUGGAAUCGCCCAUUGCGGUAUAUAAAAAACAAUCGAUUUGAAAAUUAUGUAAGAAAUGAAAUGUCACAAUAUUUUUUUUAUACAUGUCAAAGUGAUGGAAAAGAAAGAAUAUCUUUUACGUACCCCCCCAGUUUGGCAACCUUUUUUGAAAUGAUACAAAGUAAAAUGUCUCUGUUCAGAAAAGAAAAAUUAACUUCUAAUGAAUUUUAUAAUCAGUGGAGUUAUAGGAAUGAACAUAAAAAGAAAAAGCUAAACAAUAAAUUUUUAAAUAGAGUAAAAACUCUCGACAAAACUCUAAAUCUAAAUAAAGAAUUUUUUGUUCUGAAUGUACUCGAAAAAAGAACUAGAUUGUGUAAUGAUAAGACUAAAAAAGAAUACUUAACAAAAAUAUAUGAUCCUUUCUUGAAUGGACCCUACCGGGGACGGAUCAAAAAAUUGUUUACACCUUCAAUCAUAAAUGAAGCUUCUAUAAAAAAUUACAUAGAAAGGGUUUGUAUAAAUAAAAUUCAUGGUAUCCUUCUUAUUAUUAAUUACUUAGAAUUUGAACAAAAAACAAAUCCAUUUGAUAUAAAUGAUAGAAAAUCAUUAGUAACAGAAAUCGGUUAUUUAUUGAAUUUAAUCAAUGAAUUGGCUGUAAAAUCAACAUCAAGUUUAAAUUUUCAAAGAAUUUUUUUAGUUCCAGAACACGAACAAGUAAGAAUUCAUUCAGAGGAUCAAUUUAAAAUUUUAAAUUUUUUAUUCGAUGCAGUUAGAACUGUUCCGAACGAUAAAACAAUAAAAAAAAAAUCUAUUGAAAUAAAAGAAAUUAAUAAAAAAGUUCCUCGGUGGUCAUACAAAUUAAUCACCGAUUUAGAACAACAAGAGGGAGAAACCGAGGAAAGUGUGGUAGAGGAUCAUGAGAUUCGUUCAAGAAAAGCCAAACGCGUAGUAAUUUUUACUGAUAACCACCAGAAUACUGAUGCUUAUACCAAUACCCAAGAAACUAAUAAUACUGAUCAAACAGCCGAAAUUGCUUUAAUACGUUAUUCACAACAACCGGACUUUCGUCGAGACAUAAUCAAAGGCUCUAUGCGCGCUCAAAGGCGUAAAACAGUUACUUGGAAACUUUUUCAAGCAAAUGUGCAUUCCCCUCUUUUUUUGGACCGAAUAGACAAAUCUUUUUUUUUUUUUUUUUUUUUAUUUUUCAGCCGGUAUGAAAAUAAUUUUUAGAAAUUGGAUGCGGAAAAACACAGAAUUUUCGGAUUAUACAGAGAAAAAAACAAAA